AUGAGUUUUACAAAAAUUGAUAUGUUUUCUUCCUCUUUUUUUUUUAAUUUGGGAAAUUCUCAGCAAAUUAAAAAAGGAACGCUUAUUGGAACUCUGUUGAGUAUUGCUGUUAUAUCUUCUGUCUCUACUUACUUUGUUUAUCUUACAGUCUAAUAUUUUAAUAACAAGAUUGAUCCAAAAUAUAAAUCGUAAAACUUUAUAACUGAAGAUCUAGUAGAAGUAGACUUAACAAGGGAUUUAGUCGGUUUUAGAUUUGAAUAUGAUGUUAAUAUGAAUAUUUUAGACUUAGAAGCAUAACAAAACAAAAAGUAUGUGGUUUUCAAAGCUUUUUUUAAUUACUAAAAUAACACAUUUGCUAGCAUGACUCCUAUAGACGUAGUAAAUUGCACUAAUCCAUAACUUGAAGGUUAUUUAUGCAUAGACUUUACAAAGGUUUCCAAUUUUACGCUAAAUGUGAAUACGAAAUAAAACUAUAAAACGGCUAUUUAUGUUUUAACUUAUGGUUGCUUAGAUAUUGAUGGUAUCAAAAAGACAUCUGAUCCUAAUUGCGCUACCUAAGAUUAGAUUGAUAAAAUUGUUAAUGGCCAAAGAGCUAGUGUGCGUACAAAACUACUUAGUGCUCAGUUUAACACAACUUCAAGAUAAAAAUAAACAAGUUAUAGAAAUAACUACAUGUACACCGCAGCGCUGUAAGAAAUUUAUGUUUAAUAUAAAUUGCAAAAACAAAUUACAACAGUUUAGUAAGGCUUUUUAAUUCAAUCAACAAGCACUUAUGAAUCUCCUUUUCAAUAUGAAUAAAUUUGUGCAACUAAUCUUAGAAAUUCAUCUACAAAAUAAGGAGGAAUACUACCAUAUUGCAAGUUCGUUAUCUCAAUGGAUGAAAUUUUUUAUCAAAUCACUGUUCAAUAUCCAACUUAUCCAGAAAUCAUGGCUUUGGUAAAUAGUGCGCUAGCUCUUUUGAUGACAUUAGGAUACUUAGAAAAUGUUUUUUAAAGUUAAAUUAGCCCAAAAAAAGAACUUUAGUAACAUAAUUUAUAAACUGAAUAAGAUAAAAUAGAAUAAAUGAAUACAAUUACGAAUUAAAAUGAAAAAAGCACCUUUUUAGAUAAAUAAAUGGUUGAAAUGCAGAAAUCUAAUUAGAUCGACACUCCUUAAAGCCCGUGUUCACCUGCUUUAUUAGCUUCGCCAUAAUAAAAUUUUGACUCUAUAGAUGAAAGCUCAUACUAACUCGCAUAUUAACAGCUAAUGAACAAUUUAAGUAAAAGCGGUGAAAAUGAAAAGAAAAUAAGGUUAACUAUUGGAUAGAGAAAAUAGUAAAAAUGUUAAAAUUUGAAAACUGACUAAGUCCAAAAAAUUAGUUAAUCUGACAGCUCAUAAUUAAAAUAAGAGGUAAUUGAAAAGUUAGAUUACAAAGAAAUAAAUUCAUAUUUCAUAAAAAAAUUAGAGAUAAUUUAAAACUAAAAAGUGAGCAAAAACAUUCAAGAUAUAAUUUUUGGAAAAAGAUUGUGGAAGAAAAAGGAGGAAAAGAAUCGCCAGCAGUUAGAUGAAUCUUCUAAGAACUUGAUUAAAUCCUAGGUUGAAUAAAGCUUAGAUAUUUUGUAAUUGUAUCGAGAUAUUAUCUUUUUGAAGAAAGCCGUGAUGGUCAUAUUGAGCAAAGAUCAAUUAGCGACACUGCAACUAGUUGGUUGUUCACCAUACUUUUUAAGUAAAGAAAUCAAUUCGUAAACGAAAGACCUUUCUCAGUCAUACCAAAUGAGAAAAAGAAACUAUUUUGAGGAACAGUUUGCGAUAUCUUUGUCAUAAGAUCUCUAGAAGAAGUACAUCGCUAAAUUCCUAGAAAAAUGUUAAAACAAUAGUGAUUUAAGCGAAAUCGAUUGUAGAAUUCUAUCAUCUGUUAUUAGAAAUAAAGUUGACUGA
Messenger RNA from Tetrahymena thermophila SB210, 1917 nucleotides. RefSeq names its product AMP-binding enzyme family protein. Lineage: Eukaryota; Ciliophora; Oligohymenophorea; Hymenostomatida; Tetrahymenidae. The record is from RefSeq and is a predicted model, not a curated record. The transcript is spliced from 4 exons.